Molecule: messenger RNA, 2124 nt
Organism: Clonostachys byssicola
Lineage: Eukaryota; Fungi; Ascomycota; Sordariomycetes; Hypocreales; Bionectriaceae
Source: the annotation of a GenBank genome assembly
AUGCCGACUAGCGGGGCUCCUCCGACAUACCAGUACAGGAAGCACAGCAAGUCUUUCACCGGCUGCUGGACCUGUCGAGGACGCAAAGUCAAGUGUGAUGAGCUCCGGCCGAAGUGUAGCCAGUGCACACAGAAGGGGUUGGCUUGUGGUGGCUACGAUGUCCGGUUGCAGUGGAUCACACCGGAGACAGGGGACGGUUCUGAGGCCCCGAAUCCGCAGCUGAUCCCAAUCACAAGCAGCCAUAGGAGCAGAAUAACUAUGGGCUCGCCACUACCCAGGCUAUCAUUUGAGAAGAUUGAUAACAUUAUACUCACACUUGACUCAUUUAAUCCUAAGGACUUGAGAAACACCGAAAAGAACAACGAUCGGUCUAAGUUUCUCAAAUGUUUCGGAGUCUUUGGCGCAGUGGAUGAUCAUUCUUCAGUCAGUCUGGUUAUGCCAUCAACAUCAUCGGCACAACCAACCUCCAACAAUAUCGAUGUCAUACCGUCGCCUAACAACUCCUCCGAUCUGGACACUCUCCCGACCACGGAUAAUGUUCAAUUUUCACCCCCACAGGAUAUUGAUAACUCACUCCCUCUCACCACUUUCCUUGACAACCAAAUCUUUGGUGUCCCAGACCCUCAUUAUGAUGAUAUAUCCCUAGGGGAGGCUGACCUUGGUUGGCUUUUUGAUACCCAAAACCCAGACUCACUAUCCCAGGAUCUCGAUGUACAAUGUAAGACGAACUGGCUUUUCGGAAGCCCAUCGUGGCACGAACCGUUUGAGCCCAUCCCGCGUAGCCCCCCUGUCUCAAAUGGAAUAUCUCAGCAGGAGAGAUUCCUGAUGUACCACUACACGAGCAAGAUCGUCAACCUUUUUGUGGUAUUGGAAAACGUGAAGAGUCCCUGGCAAACUAUCCAUAUCCCGCGGGCUCUACAGAGUGCAGGUGAACUUGUUGUGAUGGGCUAUUCGCCUCCAUCCAAAAAUGCACUGAGGAACGCGUUACUAUCAAUCAGCGCGUUUGCCUUGUCAAAUGAGCACAAGAAUCAAGGUAGACUUGACGAUGGCCAGAAAUGGGCCGGCGUGGCGACGGGUUUUCGUGGGAUAGCUAUCAAGCACCUCAAGGAGGCCGUGCAAACCGGCUUCUUCAAUGGAUCGCGCCCCAGGUAUAAGGAAUGCCUAGCGACAAUGCUUUCGAUGAUCUCAAUAAACGUGAUGUCCGGCGAUACGGAAACGUGUGCCAUGCAUCUUGACGGAGCAUAUCGCUUGAUUAACCAAGCAAGAAGCUGGAAGAAGAAGUAUUCUAGCAAAGCCCAAGCGCUCCACCGCAUAUAUUUCUUCCUACGUACAGUCUACGAAAGCACCAGGAUGAAGCCUACGACAGCUCAGAAUAGCAACAGCGACAGCCCCAUGCUAGACUGGGGCACGUCGGCUGAGGCUAUAUCAGGCGUCCUCCCAGAGGAUGGUCCAACAUCAGAGGGCCGCUCGCCAUCUGACCAAUAUUCGAAUGACAUGUGUACAUACGCACACAUCUACGGGGUGCCUCACAGCCUACUCAUCCUGUUAAACAGGACCGUCGAGGUUGUUCGCAUGGUCAUGGAGGAGCGGGAGCGGACAGGAGUCCGAGGACUGUCGCCAGAUUUGGCGGGCAGAUGCGACGAAAUGGAAUUAGGCAUCGUGGAGUGGCUUGCCGAUCCGAUAAACGACCCUGCAUCUCCGGGAAGAGUAACUCCAACAAACUCGAUCAUCAUGGAGCACAUGACUCGGGCUUUCCACAACGCCAUCAUCAUAUACUUUGCACAGCACGUUCGCCUGCUAAAGCACCAGUAUCUUCAACCAUUCAUCAUUAAAGUGAUCGAUAGCAUAGAGAUCAUAGAAAGGAUCAAGGCCGAAGCACACAUCUUCGCCGCGCCACUCUAUUGGCCUGCGUUUAUAGCAGCCAGCGAGGCAUUUGAACCUGCUCUGCAAGAGCGAUUCCAGAAAUGGUACAGAGAUGUGGAGAUUUACGGAAUUGGGUGUAUUAGAACAGGAACCCAGGUGCUGUCAGAUGUUUGGGAUAAAGGCCCGUGCCCAGGAGCUACGCUUACUAGUAUAUGGAGGAUGGCACUUGAGAGACGAGGCGAUAUCCUGUUGUUAAGUUGA